AUGGCACAACGUAGCAACCACACUACCACAGCAGCGAAUAUACCAGGUGCAGUGAUGAAUGCCGUGUUGCUACCGGGAAAACUGAAUAUAGUGCACGGUAACACUCAGAGUCUCUGUGCACGCAAAUUUGGAAAACUUGACGAGCUUAAGCUUACGCUUCAAAACCCUAAAAUCAGUAUAGCCUGCUUCACGGAAAGUUGGCUAACAGAAAACAUACGUGACAAUUGCAUCUCUAUCCCGGGAUAUUCCAUGCUGCGCAAUGAUCGUGGUUAUAGUCGAGGAGGAGGUAUCAUUGUGUACUUCCGAACUAAUUUACGUUGCACCAAAUUGUUCUGUACCGAGCUCACCAGUAACGCACAGGAUAAAACAGAAUGCCUCGCUCUCGAUAUCAACGUGAAUAAUGAGAAGGUCUUGCUGUUAGUGAUUUAUAACCCUCCCGAUAACGACUGCUCCCGCUUCUUAGCUGAUAGAAUGUGUGAGCUGUCAGAUUCUUAUGAAAAUAUUGUUGUAAUCGGCGACUUGAAUACUGAUCUUUUACAGCCUAGCAGAAAACGCAACAAUCUUACCUCGGUGUUCGAAUCGUUCUCUCUGACAUGUUUAGGGGAUGAACCUACCUAUUUUCAUAAUACGGGCUGCUCUCAGCUGGAUCUGUUCGUUACAAAUAUCAGAUCUAAAGUACGUCGUUUCGACCAAGUAAGUUUUUCUGGGCUGUCCCAACACGAUCUAAUUUUUGCAACAUUAGAGUUCGAGGUUACCCGAUCACAACCGAACCAAACCUUUCGAGACUACGUAAACUUCAAUGCGCAAGCCGUUGCCCAAGCAGUAUUGUCUGUGCCCUGGAACGAAUUCUACGGUUUGAGUGAUAUUGAUGAGCUGACGAAUUUCUUUAAUUUUCACAUAAAAAGAAUCCAUGACCUACAUAUACCGCUUCGAGUAGUGCAUGCAAAUAGGAGAAUCAACCCUUGGUUCAACGUUGUCGUUAGGCGAGCUAUCGUGGAAAGAGAGCUGGCAUACAGAGAGUGGUUAAGGUCUCCGUCGCACUUGAAAGAACUAAAACGCCAACAUUAUAAAACAUUGAGGAACCGUGCCAAUUUAGUGAUUUGUAGGGCGAAACGAGCGUACUUCGAACGAUAUUUUGAUGAUCAUGUUGAUACCAAAAAUCUCUGGAGCCGCGUAAGAAGCCUAGGUGUUACUGGAAAGGUUUCUGCACAGGACUGUAACUUUGAUCCAGACGAAGUGAACGAUGUUUUUCUUUCCAACUGCACUACAGUGCAACCUCCGUAUCGUCACACAGACAACGCAGGAGCUUACUCCGAUUCGUUUGGCUUCAGUACCAUUGCACCAUGGCAAGUAACUAAUGCUGCCUGGGAAAGUAAGUCAAAUGCUGUAGGUUCCGAUGGCAUCCCAAUUAAGUUCCUGAAAAUUCUUCUACCUCUAAUUGUUGAGCAUAUAACAUUUCUGUUCAACAAGAUUAUUACAACUGCAACCUUCCCUGACACCUGGAAACAAAUAAUCGUUCUGCCAAUUAAGAAAAAAACUCACUUGAACACGCUGACGAGUCUGCGACCGAUAAGCAUUCUGUGUGCUUUGUCCAAGAUUUUCGAAAAACUCAUUGAACAGCAAAUAUCUGCCUUUCUUAGAGAGUACAACCUACUAUCCGAACAUCAAGCUGGGUUUCAGAAAGGGCAGAGUGUAAAAAGCGCUGUAUUAAAGGUUGCAGACGACAUCGGCCGCUCAUUGGAUAAAAAUGGAAUUGGUGUGCUGCUUCUGCUGGACUUCUCGAAAGCCUUUGACACGGGUUCCCAUCAUACGCUGUGCAGGAAGCUAAGAACUCAGUUUAGCUUCUCUACCGAGGCUGUCCGACUGGUUGAAUCAUAUCUCUCAAAACGCAUGCAAGCGGUUUUAUGUGGCCAGCGCCUAUCACGUAGUGCCGAAGUUUGCUCUGGAAUUCCACAAUGA
Messenger RNA from Wyeomyia smithii (pitcher-plant mosquito), 1959 nucleotides. RefSeq lists its product as uncharacterized. The transcript has a single exon. NCBI's taxonomy places the organism in Eukaryota, Metazoa, Arthropoda, Insecta, Diptera, Culicidae. The record is from RefSeq and is a predicted model, not a curated record. The coding region runs from base 1 to 1959 and encodes 652 amino acids.